Molecule: messenger RNA, 2688 nt
Organism: Helicoverpa armigera (cotton bollworm)
Lineage: Eukaryota; Metazoa; Arthropoda; Insecta; Lepidoptera; Noctuidae
Exons: 2
Coding region: 475-1761 (428 amino acids)
Molecular function (GO): protein binding
Source: RefSeq, a predicted model, not a curated record
GGCUAGUGAACUAUGUGAAGUGAAAAUUAAGUGUGAUUCUUUAUCCCGCCCGUCACCACUUGAACAGUUAUUAAAAGACAAGAACACUUACAAACCUAUCUAUAAAUACAUUAAAAAUACUAUUAAAACAAUUUAAAAGUGUAGUGAAGUGAUAAAGUUUCAAUGUAAUAAAAUAUGACUUGUCUUAAAGGUCUUAGUUACCAGGUCAUUAAAUUAAAAAAAAAUACGACAGGAAACUGACUGUCCCCUCAUCCCCUGUUCCUGUGUUCCUGAAAUCUGCUGAAAUCCAUGAAAAUUCUAGUCGUCGUGUGGCUGUGUGGUGGUUUUAGUUUUUAAAAUAGUGUGCUAUGUAACUAAUGAACAAUCAGUGAUUUAACGAAGUUAUUUUGUGGUGCGGUGCAUCACCAUGAAGAAUUAAUAAAAAUAAAAUCACCUACCUUCAUCACCUCUCGGUUACCUACCAGUAAUAUCAAAAUGGCAGAGAACAAGGAUGAGACAGCUGCCGGCCUCAUGAACUAUUUUCCAAAUGAAAUCUUAGAAAGCAUUUUCGUGUACUUAUCAUCGCAGGACCUGGUUCGCUGCCGAACAGUAUGCUCUAGAUGGAGAGGGGUCGUUGACCAUCUAUGCACAGUAUCCACCAACCAGCACAUCUGGCAUAAGUGCUGUAAAGAUAAAUUCCCGAAUGUUUAUACGAUCGCCCGUAAGAAGUCGAAGCGAGGACUGCAUUGGUACAAUUUGUACCGAUCUCUGAUGCUGUGGAAGCAAUUACAAUAUGCUUCAGAAGAACGAGACGAGUUUGCAACUGCAACAUUCUCUGCUCAAGAGAUUCGCAACUUCGAACUACUAGGGGACGGCAUCCUGGGGGUUCUCAAAAAAGGAUCUAUUGUCUAUUACGAUAUCGAAACUCUAGCGUUAUCACGCCAUAAGCCCAUCAUUGGUGACUACUGCAAGUACACUGAAAACGAGAAUGUAGUUGUAAUAUUAAGCUACGAUCUACAAUUGUUCAUCAUUCGAAAACGUAAUACAUUCAAGCAUUUCCCCGAAGAAGUUCAUACUACUUUUGAAAGUAUAAAGUUGUUUGUUCUAGUUGCGCAUGAAUUGUUCUUCGUAAAUGUUAAUGAUGAAAUAUUCCGUUGUGACUUGCGCUGCAUAGAGUUAACAGCAGAUUUUUUGGUACAAACAGACAAAGCAUACGAUGGAAUCUUGUCAAUUGGUUACAGCCAUGGAAAUCUCAACAUUCUUACUUUCCAACGCAACAUAUAUAUUGUUUUGAGGGAAGAUCUAUUAUUGCAAUGUACUCUUGAUACUACCUCCAAUUUACUUCACGAACUGCAUUACUAUAAUUUUUUGGAACAUCUGGAUUGGCGAAUAUACUUUCAAUGGAUGUAUACGAUGAACCAUGUAGUUCCUGAUGGUCCCUUAAGAGAUAUUGUUUUUAUCAGAUCAUAUGGCGAUGUCUAUUUUGUUGGUUGCAACUGGGGAAUAUUACGCAUAUACUAUGCUCCGUAUAAUAAGGGCCAAAUGGACCUUUUCAACAAAAAGCCAAUAAAACAGUACAACUUCAUGGAGAGAUCACUGUGUCCAGUUCUGUGCACUUGCCCCGUCCUACAAGUUGAUGUCGUAGAAGGCAAUGAUAUGCAUAUGGUUAUUGUUGCUAUGCCCAGCAAGAUUGUAGUGCUUAAAUUUAUGCACACUUUUGAGACUGAACAUUGCAUAUCUGAAGAAAUACCUCCACAGUCACUGGAAGCUUCUUCAAACUAAAUGCUAUAAUCAUUGCAUUGCAGAUUAUUUGCAUGAGCAGUCUAGCUCAACUAUACAUUUCAUAUUCAUAAACACAAAUUUACAAAAAAAUCUUUUCUCAUGCAUUAUAAUGAUUAUGUAGGAAGUGAAUAUUAUAGAUUUCAUAAGUGUCCUCUGUAUGUUUAUUGUAAAACAUAUUCAGUAUUAUUGUAAUAGCAGCCUAAUGAUUACAUAUUUAAGUAGUUUUGUGCAAUAAUUGCAAGAUAUUUACUUAAGCAUAAAUUUUAAUGUUUGUGAAUUGGAGACAAAAGACUUGUAGUAGGGCAGUUAUAACUGCUGGUUGGUGUUACUCUAUGUCUAUAUACUUAGGUGUAAGAAUUCAGGAUAAAACAUAAAAUGUGUCACUUUUUACUUCAGAAAUAUUUAGUUUGAGAUUUAUUCUAUAUUAUCUGAAAUUAUAAUAUUUGGUUUAUGAAAAAAAUUAGAUAGGUUGACCAAUUAGGUAAACAAUCAAAUUUGGAGGAUUUAAAAAUUAUUCUGAGCUUUAAAUGCCAUAAUAUGGCCCUUUUAUCAAUUAGUAGGUAAUAUCAAAUAACUGGUAGGUACGUAAGAUUAAAAAGAUUGGUCUGUGGAAUUAUAUGAAAGAGUGCCGUGGCUUAAGAAGGAACAUGAUGUGAUUAUUAAGAGUCUGACACUCCGUCAUGCUGCACACAGCAGGAGGGGUCAUUAGAAAAAUUCACUGGUUUAUAAAUAUUAAAUUAAUUUAAUUAAAUUCAAUUUAAUUAAAUCAGCUUUUCCUUUAUCAUUUGUAUGCAAUAUUUUAUAAUAGGUAGAAAAACAAUAUAUUUACCAGCUUGCCUUAAUUGGCUGUCUGGAGCAGACUUUGCUUGACUUGCCUUAAUUGGCCGGUCACGAAGUGAUUCUUUAAAAUUUAGAACUAUACUGUGC